Colletotrichum lupini is the source of this 204-nucleotide messenger RNA. RefSeq lists its product as uncharacterized. The transcript is spliced from 2 exons. The record is from RefSeq and is a predicted model, not a curated record. The coding region runs from base 1 to 204 and encodes 67 amino acids. NCBI's taxonomy places the organism in Eukaryota, Fungi, Ascomycota, Sordariomycetes, Glomerellales, Glomerellaceae.
AUGGCGACCACCACCGUCACCGUCACCAAGGGGCGGUCCAAGAACGAUAACCUCCCACCAGAGAACGAGCGCUUCCUACGAUGCUGCGCAGAUGUCGCCAACGCCCUUAUCGAAGACCACGAGGCUAUCAGGGACCCCAAGAACCCGCCAAAGGACCUCAACCUCAAUUCUUUACGCAACAACCAUUAUUGCUGCGAUCCCUGA